AUGCCAAAAUUAUCUAGUGCUGUGGACUCAUGGGACCCUCGUCGGGAAACUGUUCCCAUACAUUUUUGGGUACACCCAUGGUUGCCACUGUUGGGACCGAAAUUGGAGGGUUUGUACCAGAUGAUACGUAUGAAGUUAAGUAUGGUUCUUGAUGCUUGGCACCCAAGUGACGCAUCUGCCUACACUAUCUUAUCACCGUGGAAAACGGUGUUUGAUUCAGCCAGUUGGGAAAAUCUCAUGCGCAGAUUUAUAGUUCCUAAGUUGCAGGUUGCAUUGCAAGAGUUCCAAAUAAACCCGGCUAGUCAGAAGCUUGAUCAGUUCUAUUGGGUUAUGUCAUGGGCUUCUGCUAUUCCAAUUCAUCUCAUGGUUGACUUGAUGGAGAGGUUUUUCUUUUCAAAGUGGCUGCAGGUUUUGUAUCACUGGCUCUGUUCAAAUCCUAACUUACAAGAGGUUCACAAAUGGUACAUUGGUUGGAAGGGACUCCUUCCACAGGAGCUUCAGGCACAUGAAAAUAUUCGGUACCAGUUUACUCUUGGACUCAACAUGAUCGAUCGGGCUAUUGAAGGUAUGGAAGUGGUCCAACCUGGUUUGAGGGAGAACCUCAGUUAUAUUAGGGCGCAGGAGCAGAGGCAGUUUGAGGCCCAGCAAAGAGCUGCAAUGCAUGCUCAAUAUCAAACUGCAGCUGGCAUGGGUAGCACAACACAAAUGGAUGGUUUUGGUGGUGGUCCAGUUGAGAUGACUUUGAAAGAAGUUGUUGAGGCCCAUGCACAACAUCACGGCUUGCUCUUUAAGCCAAAACCUGGCAGGAUGCAUGAUGGUCACCAGAUAUAUGGUUAUGGUAAUGUAAGCAUAUAUGUGGACCCGAUACAUGAAAGGUUAUAUGUCCAGAAGGAGGAAGAUUGGUUAUUGACAAACCUCGAUAAUUUGCUUGAGAUGCAUAAUAGUUCUCUUAAAAAGAGACGCUGA
Molecule: messenger RNA, 966 nt
Organism: Dovyalis caffra
Lineage: Eukaryota; Viridiplantae; Streptophyta; Magnoliopsida; Malpighiales; Salicaceae
Source: the annotation of a GenBank genome assembly